CAUCAACGAACAAACGAUACAACGCGCGGCUAAUUCAAGUUGAUGGAUCCGUUUCGUUUUGUCAGUUAGGAGGGAUUUGAGUACAGCUAUGGAGCGUGAUAAACAAGAUGUCCAGUCGGUCACCUCGGAAAAAACACAAAGUGCAAAUGUUAUUCGAGGCACAGAUAGGAGUAACACAGUUUCGAAAUUAUUUGGCUUCGGAAAAACUGAAUAUUCUAAGGAAGAGCACUGGGCGAUUCAAGCAGCCCUAAGGCAACGUCUAGGACCAGAUUUUGUCAGUCAGAGAGCUGGUGCUGGUGGGCAGAAGUUGGCCUACAUUGAAGGAUGGCGUUUAAUCAACCUAGCCAACGAGACUUUUGGCUUUAAUGGCUGGUCACAUUCGAUCACCAAUCAGACAAUAGAUUUUGUAGACCAUGUAGGAGGGAGGUUCUACGUGGGUGUGAGUGCUAUCAUUAGAGUAGAGCUCAAGGAUGGUGUUUAUCAUGAAGACUUAGGCUAUGGUGUCAGUGAGGGAAUGAAAUCAAAGGCAUUGGCGCUGGAGAAAGCUCGUAAAGAAGCUGUUACCGAUGGACUCAAGAGGUCUCUCAAGAGCUUUGGAAAUUGCUUAGGGAACUGUCUGAAUGACAAGACAUAUCUACGAUCAAUUGGAAAAGCACCCAAAAAACAAGAAACUCUACAUGACAUUGUCACAAUGAAGAAGACAGACAUAGACAGCGAUGUACUGAAAGCUCGGUAUGAACGUCCUGUUAACCAUUCACCAUCAAAUCACCCGGCCUUUGCCCAAGGGGGUUCAGGAACCGGGCCGCAGUUUACCCCUCCUAUGCCUGUCCAGCAAUCAAGAAGCUCAAGGCCUGUUUCCACGUUAGCUGCAUCAAGUGCUUCUACCCCUGGUAGCAGUGUGAACAGGACGCCAUCAGGUGCAGGGAUCCCUAAUAGUUCAUCAGUGAUGAAUAGAAAGACUGGUAAUCAAACAGGAAGCCCCGUUAUGGGUGUAGCUGGAGGCAUGGAGACUCCACGACAUGAUGGGAGAAAGGGUAACCUGCAACAAUCAGUAGAUGCCUCUCCAAUGUGUGUACUGGCCAAUGUCAUUAUGGAUGAAAAGAAGUCUUCUCCCGAGGGUGCCACCCCUAUGAACAUAGAUGACCAACUGAAACUGAGAAAGCUGAGGCAACAACAGAAGCAACAGGAGUUCAGGGAGCAGCUCAAACGUAAACAGCAGCAGGGCCAACAAACAUCUGCAGGAACUACAAAGAAUAACCCACAGCAGGCAGACGUUCCACCAAAUCUAGAAAUGGAUGACAUGCCAUUCCCUCUUGCCACCUCAACUCCACUUGACACCUUGAUACUUGGUGGUAAGGCAUCCACAACAACUACGUGUACCAACACAACGCCCGUUACAGGAACGACCACAAGUGCAUCCAUUUCAGCUGCUGCUCAGCUUCAGCAGUUGGGUGAUGUCGAAAGUUUGUUAGCUGAAGAUGAUCCAGAAUUCUGGGCCUCCCAGUGCUUCGUUGAUGCAGGUGAAGUGGGUCCAGUGGGAACGAUAAACACCGCUGGCUCCAGUACCACUAAUCAACAACAACCCACUGGACCAGGGAGGGGGUACAGCCUGGGGGGACAGGGCCAACAGAAAGGCCAUGGUGUCUUCCAGCAUGGUGGCAGUGGUCAAGGGAAAGAAAAUGCUUCCGCUGGGCGGGUUGUUACAAGGUCGGGCAGCAGCAGGCAGUAUGACGGAGUAGAUGGUGGAGCAGCAGCAUUGAAAAGAAGGAGAAUGGAUACCAUGUAGGGAUAAGUCAGCUUAUCAAAAUAAUUAAAGAUAUGGACAGUUGAUUGAAUUAGAUUUAUUUAUGCAAAACAUUCCACCAGGAUAGGUCUUGUAUGUGCUUUCAUCCCUACCUCAUACGAGAAAGAGUUCUGAUCAGAGAAAAGGAAUAAGACUUGAGAGCUGGUCAGAGCUCAGUGAUAACAGUAUUGAUAAUUUUUUUUCCCCCCAAUCACUCUCCUAUUGUUAACAUGGGAAAUGAAAUCAACAUUGUUGUUGGUCAGACCUGGGGGGCGUUUCACAGAACUUGUCAUCAGUGACAAAUGACAAGUUUUGUUAUAAGCUACUGAAAUCCUUGCUUAUGAUUGGUUAUCAGCAGAUUUUUCACUGAUUUUUGUCAUUGAAAAAAGGCUUUGUGAAACGGGUCCCAUGAUGAUUAUGCUAAUUUACCCCUCUCUAAUUAAGAGUGAAUGUUGUGGCGUAGUGACUCAAGAAGAAGAAGAUGUACCCCUUCAUUGUCUCAUUGGUAAUUGCUUUUGCUUAGCCAGCGACUUAAAAUGGACCUCAAAGAUGAUACUUGUGAACCAAUAAUAUUUCAGAAAAACUCAUGUGGGCAGAGUCCAUCGUGCUUGAUUGACUAGAUUCCCGACAAUUUUGUCAUUCAGAUUUGACCAUUAUAAUUUGUUUAAUAUUAUAUAUGCGUAUAUAGUCAUUGUAAUUGUUACUGUCAAGGUCUGACAAGGUCCUCAUACAUAUGUGAUGUGUUUUCAAAGAUCCCUUACCACAAUCAUGUAGGUGUAAUAUAACAAUAAUAAUAAUAACAGGUAUUCAUCUGCAUGUUUUAAACUUACAUGGCAUUCUUCACUAUGAACUUAUAUGCCUGUAUGUAAGUUUGCAGAACCAGAGUAGCAUUGUAUGAAUGCCAUAUAAUGAAAGGAGAAACUGGGUAUAGAUAAAUGUUAGUUAUUCUCUCAGGUAUAAGUCCAUCCAGUUUUUUAAUUGUAAAGAGGCAAGCUGGUUCUUAUAAAUUCUAGUAAUUUAUAAUAAAAAAUCAAGAAUAGAAUGUCCCCUGCAUACAGGACUAUCCAGGCAUGAUAUUGUACUUGUACAAUAAAAGACAUUUCUUUGUCUACUUAGAAGAUUUUGCCUGGCAUGAAUAUACAAAUGUAUACUCCCAAUUUGCUAGAAUCUUAACAAAUGAAAUUGACAAAUGUGUGCAAAGUUUAUACAUUAAGGUAAGAAUUUGUUUGUUUUUUAUCACUGUGACAAAGUUCUAAUUUAUUUAUAUUACUUUAGAUGUUUGUGGUGUCAUGUGUCUGAAAGUAUCUAAGAGUUCCUGUUAUUCAGACAAGUAGCAGUUAUUUAAAAGCUUUAUCAGUUGUGUUCAAAACUUAUACCAUUAUCUUAACAUUUCUUUGACCAUGUGACAACCCCCCCCCCCCUCCAAAAACACUCUUUGAGAGCGGUUUUAGGAAUUAACAAAAUCACUUUAAUUUCUGAAUGUAAUUUUGAUUUGUGGUGAUGAAAUUGCAUUUAUAAAAGAUAAACCUACUCAAAUUGAUUAAAGAAGACAGAAUUUUUGAAUAAAAUGUAAAGAAAGAAAACCACACUCAUUGGAACCAUCUCGUCUCUCUUUGCACGUGGGGGACCAUGUGCCAGGAUCAUAAGCUCGAUUUUAUCUCCUUUUCUCACAACACAAUUAUUUCUACUAAAAUCGUUUGGCAGGUUUAAUUAUUUGUAGUUUUGAAAAUUCAGUCUAAGUUUCGUGGGAUUCCUGUUAUUACCAGAACUCAUGACUCCUUUAUACUUCUGAUUUAAUAGUCAACAGUUGAACACAACUCAUUUUAAUUUAGUCAUUUGAAUAUGCACGUCUCUGAUGUGACUAUGUAGAGUUACAUGUACUAGUGUGAUUAAUCAGGAAUAACAGAUGCAAAUGAAGUUGUUUCUUUCAAGAUUUGUAGCUAAAAUUUGAACGGCAUCUUAGUUACCGGUAUGUGUCAUUAGUUUAGAUAUUAAUGCACAUUUUCACGCUCCAGCACAAUCACAUCCUAAUUGUACAGCAAGAUCACUUAAAUAUGUAAUGAAUGUAGCAAAUUUAAUCCUAGAUUACAUUACUUUUUCAUAAGCAGUUGCAGCCAUAUGUCAAACAAUUUUACUUGUAAAAUCUGUAGGAUUUCUCUAUCUUAUCGUAGACCAUGUAUAUGAAAGUGAUGACCUCUUUAUAAACUUUUCUUGCCUGUAUGAUGAAACUUCUGAAGACACUUCAAGAGAACAAACAAUCGGCAUAUCCUCUUUAAAUGAAUUAAAAGUGGUAUGUAAUGCCAGAUUUCAACUGUGUUUUCAACUAUCAAGAACCUUUCAAUAGGCUUAAAAAUGACAUUUUGAGAGACUUGUUGUAAAUUAAGCUUUAAAAGUACUUAAUUCAUUGAUAUGUUGUGGGAGAUAUUGCAAUACCGGUAAUGUUCCUGUACAUGCUAUAUUUAACUUUGACAUGCAGUAAUAUUGUAUGUCAAUAUUAUGCUACUGACAAUUUUACAGGUUCUAUAUAUGCAUCUUUUACAUGUGAAUAAUGCUAGGAUUGGUUGUGUAAUGUGUAUAUUUUUCACUCCGUGCCUUUGUACUAUUUUUGGAUCCAUUUUUGUGAAGCCAUGCAUCAUUGAAAUUAUAUGCACAUGUUUUUUUUACUUUUA
Molecule: messenger RNA, 4452 nt
Organism: Strongylocentrotus purpuratus (purple sea urchin)
Lineage: Eukaryota; Metazoa; Echinodermata; Echinoidea; Camarodonta; Strongylocentrotidae
Gene: rad52
Product: DNA repair and recombination protein rhm52
Exons: 12
Coding region: 89-1786 (565 amino acids)
Biological process (GO): double-strand break repair via single-strand annealing; mitotic recombination; double-strand break repair via homologous recombination
Cellular component (GO): nucleus
Source: RefSeq, a predicted model, not a curated record